AUGGCUUUCAGGUUCCAGUUUGUUGCUCUCACUACUCUUCUCGCUGUGGCGAAUGCUGGCCUUCUGCCUGCAACUUCAUAUGCGCAUUUGAGUCAGACACACUCGAGCUAUGAACACGCUGCACCACUCCACUACGCGGCACCAGCUGAGGCCAUCCUGACUAAGGCUGUUGACGCCGACUACGAUCCACACCCAAAGUACAGCUUCUCCUAUGAGGUUCAUGAUUCGCACACUGGUGAUGCCAAAUCUCAGCAAGAGUCCCGCGACGGUGAUGUUGUGACAGGCUCCUACAGCCUCACCGACGCUGAUGGAACCCGCCGUGUUGUUCAUUACACUGCUGAUGAUCACAGUGGAUUCAAUGCUGUUGUUAGUAAGGAACCUCUUCACGCUGCACCAGCAGCCCACGCUCAAUCUCCUGCCUACCACACACAGUCUGCCUACAAAUUUGCGGAUGAUUCUUACUACUAUCACUAA
Molecule: messenger RNA, 474 nt
Organism: Diachasma alloeum
Lineage: Eukaryota; Metazoa; Arthropoda; Insecta; Hymenoptera; Braconidae
Product: larval cuticle protein A2B-like
Exons: 2
Coding region: 1-474 (157 amino acids)
Cellular component (GO): extracellular matrix
Source: RefSeq, a predicted model, not a curated record